Molecule: messenger RNA, 3444 nt
Organism: Andrographis paniculata
Lineage: Eukaryota; Viridiplantae; Streptophyta; Magnoliopsida; Lamiales; Acanthaceae
Product: receptor-like protein kinase HSL1
Exons: 2
Coding region: 113-3133 (1006 amino acids)
Biological process (GO): protein phosphorylation
Molecular function (GO): protein kinase activity; receptor serine/threonine kinase binding; ATP binding
Source: RefSeq, a predicted model, not a curated record
GUCACUUUCAAUUCAGCAAACAUGUCAUAGUCGUAGUCAAUUUCCCAAUUCUUUUACUCCCACCUCAGAUUUUUCUCUGUCUUCUUCUCCUUCAGCUCGCACCCGCCGGAAAAUGGAGCGCCACCGCCGCUGCCGCUGGAGUCUGCUUCUCUUCUACCUCCUUCUUGCGCUUCAGUGUGUGCCUCUGAUUUUCUGUCUUAAUGAAGAAGGAUUGUAUCUGCUGCGAGCCAAAAGGGGAUUCGACGACCCAAAUGCGGUGCUGUCGAACUGGAACCCUAGCGACCAGACGCCGUGCAAAUGGAAUGGCGUCGUGUGCGAUUCCGCCACCGGAUCGGUCGUCUCCGUGGACCUCUCCAGCUCCAAUCUGUCUGGCCCCUUCCCGUCCAUUCUCUGUCGCCUCAAAAGCUUGAGCUCCAUUUCAUUCUACGAUAAUUUCGUCAAUUCGACGCUGCUGGAAGACGACCUCGCCUUGUGUCAGUCACUGGAGCAUCUCGAUUUGGCGCAGAACUACCUCACCGGCGAGCUCCCGAGCAGGCUAGCGGAUCUCCCCAACUUGAAGUACCUCGAUUUGACAGGGAAUAACUUUUCCGGUAACAUUCCCGCGAGCUUCGGCGCGUUUCCGAGGCUCCAAGUGCUCUCGCUGGUGGAGAAUUUGUUGGAAGGAACGAUCCCUGCGUUUCUCGGCAACAUUUCUACACUGAAGCAGCUCAACUUGUCGUACAACACGUUCUCUCCGGGUCGGAUCCCGCCGGAGUUGGGGAACCUCACUAAACUCGAGGUGCUGUGGCUUACUGAGACGAGUUUGGUUGGUGAAAUCCCUGACUCGCUGGGUCGACUCGGUCGACUCACCGAUUUAGACCUGGCGUUCAAUGCGCUAACCGGUACAAUCCCGAGUUCGCUCACUGAUCUGACGAGCGCUGUUCAGCUGGAGCUCUACAACAAUUCGUUGUCCGGCGAGCUGCCGAGCAAGGGAUGGUCGAACAUGUCUGCAUUGCGGCGGCUCGACGCCUCCAUGAAUGAUCUGACGGGUCAGAUUCCCGCCGAGUUGUGCGAGUUGCCGCUCGAGUCACUCAAUCUCUACGAGAAUAACCUGCGAGGUGAAUUGCCGGAAAGCAUUGCUAACUCUCCAAAUCUCUACGAGCUGAGGCUGUUCCAGAAUCAGUUAACCGGAAAGUUGCCUCCCAAUCUCGGCCGGAGGUCGUCGCUGCGCUGGAUUGACGUUUCAACCAACAAAUUUUCCGGCCAGAUACCUGAAACUCUGUGUUCUAAUGGAGCUCUCGAAGAGCUGCUGUUGAUUGAAAAUUUGCUUUCUGGUGGGAUUCCGGCGACUCUGGCAGAAUGCCGGAGCUUGCAGCGCGUGAGAUUAGGGCACAACAGCCUUUCUGGUGAGGUCCCGGCAGGAUUUUGGGGCCUUCCUCACGUUUCACUCCUUGAUCUCGCCGGCAACUCUUUUUCCGGCGGAAUUUCCAAAACCAUCGCCGGUGCGUCUAACCUCUCUAAUUUAAUUUUAUCAGCUAACAAAUUUUCCGGUACGGUGCCUGAUGAAAUUGGGUUUUUGGAUACUUUACUCGAAAUUUCUAUGGAUAACAAUGGCUUCUUUGGAUCUUUACCGAGCAGUAUUGUGAAUCUUGGACAGUUAGUCAAACUUUACGCCCAGAAUAAUGCCUUGUCUGGUAAAAUUCCAAGUGGGAUUCAUUCUUGGAAGAAGCUAAACGAGCUCAACUUAGCAAACAAUCAGUUUUCUGGGGAUAUUCCUGAUGAAAUUGGGGAUUUGACUGUUCUAAAUUAUCUUGAUUUAUCUGAGAAUCAGUUGUCUGGUAAAAUCCCUGUAACCUUGCAGAAUCUUAAACUCAAUCGGCUCAAUCUUUCGAGCAAUCGACUUUCAGGUGAUAUUCCACCUCUUUAUGCCAAGGAGAUGUAUAGAGAUAGUUUUCUAGGGAAUCUGGGAUUAUGCGGUGAUAUUGAGGGUCUGUGUAAUGGAAGAGAUGGAGCCAAGAGCAACAGCUACAUGUGGCUGUUGAGAUCGAUGUUUGUGCUCGCCGGAUUCAUGCUCGUUGCCGGCGUAAUCUGGUUCUACUUCAAGUACAAAAAGUUCAAGAAGGUGAAAAGUUCGAUAGAUAGAUCAAAAUGGACGUUGAUGUCGUUCCAUAAGCUGGGCUUCAGCGAGGACGAGAUAUUGGAUGCGUUGGAUGAAGACAACGUCAUAGGAAGUGGUUCGUCCGGAAAGGUUUACAAGGUGGUUUUAAGCAAUGGCGAGGCAGUCGCAGUGAAAAAGCUGUGGGGACGUUCGAAAACCACAGAUGAUCCGAGCAGCGACCUGGAGAAAGGCGGGAACCAUCAAAACGAUGGUUUUGAUGCAGAAGUCGAUACUCUGGGCAAGAUUAGGCAUAAGAAUAUUGUGAAGUUAUGGUGUUGUUGCACAACCAGAGAUUGUAAGCUUUUGGUUUACGAGUAUAUGCCCAACGGCAGCCUCGGUGACUUGCUGCACAGCACAAAAGCCGGGUUGCUAGACUGGCCUGUAAGGUUCAAGAUAGCCAUGGAUGCCGCCGAGGGACUUUCCUAUUUACAUCACGAUUGUUCGCCUCCGAUCGUUCACCGAGAUGUGAAGUCGAAUAACAUAUUGCUCGAUGCAGACUACGGUGCUCGCGUUGCGGAUUUUGGUGUCGCCACCGUGGUCGAUGCUAACGCCAAGGGCACGAAAUCCAUGUCCGUAAUCGCCGGGUCUUGUGGCUACAUCGCUCCCGAGUACGCGUACACGCUUCGCGUGAACGAAAAGAGCGACAUAUACAGCUUCGGCAUUGUAAUUCUGGAGCUGGUAACCGGCCGGCUUCCGGUGGAUCCUGAGUUCGGCGAGAAGGACAUCGUGAAAUGGGCAUGCACGACGCUCGAUCAGAAGGGGGUCGACCAUGUCAUCGACCCGAAUCUCGAUUCGUGCUUCAAGGACGAAAUAUGCCGGGUACUCAACAUUGGCCUACUCUGCACUAGCCCGCUCCCGAUCAACCGGCCUUCGAUGCGACGUAUAGUUAAGAUGCUGCAAGAGAUCGGCGAUCAUCUCAAAGCUACCGUCGGGAAAGACGGUAAACUCACACCGUACUACUACGAAGUCGCCUCAGACAACGGAAGCGUAGCCUGAUCCCGAUUUGAAAAACAAAACAUCAUCGUCGAGUUUUUUCUACACGGAAACGAGUCGAAAACGAGAAGUGGAGUUGCGAAUGAAGGCAUCACCAGCAUCUACUUAAACAUGUGUUCUUAGUUUAGAUUUAUACCUCGUGUUGUUUGUAAUGUGUGUAAUGUUUGGUACGGUUUCCCGAGAGUGAUGAUGAUGAUUAUAUAAACAUGUGUUUUUUUCUUGCAUCAACCGGGGGAGUUUGUUCGGUCAGAGUCAUUUCUGGUGAGCUGCAGGGAGAUGAUGAUGAUGAUUAUAUAAAUGGUAAAAUUUCUGGA